CCUCUGUUCGAAACCCCUUCUAAACUUGAACAUGUAGAUAUUACCCUGCUGCACGUUCAUCCAAUUUUCUAACAAGCAAAUACAAUUUCAUCAGCCAUUUGCCUCCCACUUCACUGGCCAAUCUAGCAACCUCUCUACAAACCAUUAUGUCUUCUGUAGAAAUUUACAAAGUAAUAAGUGCUCUUUCAGUCACUGUGCAUGUCCGUACCGGUAUUUUCAGAGGAACAUGUUGCACGGGAAAAGGUCAUUGAGACUUAUUUACCUAUGCUAACCAUGGGACCAAUUCCAACGCCUGGUACUUGUUUGGUUCCCUUUCAUGCAAGUACUUUCCUGCAACCCGAAUAUCAGGAUUGAAAAUAAGCGGGAUCAUUUAAGAUCAGAAGUGUAUUUUUACAGCAGAAGAAUAUGUAGGACUGGAUCAUUCACACCACACCGUCUGCUGCGCUAUUCAAACGAUUCGGAGCAGAUCUUUUCCCUGCAACCCAAUCCGUCUACCUCCUGUCUACUUUGAAGGAGGGCAGCAUUCACAAGAACGGAAGAACUGUGCAGGGUUUUAGGGGCAUUACGGCAAGGAGCGAACGUCGCAACGCUGCUUUUGUGGUAAUUACGGCAGCAAUGUACCUGACUGACAACCUGUAUGACGUCAUGUUGCGAGUCACGAGCCCAGGGAAGCGGGGCUUUUCGGCAUCGGGCGGUGAGGGGGGGAAAGGGGAGGAAACGCACCCCAGUUGGAAGCGCUUAGACUGACGAGACUCUGUACUAUUAAUAACGGCACCGGGGGGAAAAAAAGAACGGAAUAGGGAAACUCUAGCCGUUGGAAAGCUUUUAGUGUGCGCGCGUUUCGGAAGGUGGUGCUGAAGGGAACUGAUUCAGUACUGCGGGCGUGCGAAGGGGGUCAGGGGAUCGAACGCUCCCUCCCAACGCCGGCUAAACAAACAUGGAGGCCGCAGCGUGAGGAGGAGAAGGAGAGGCAGCCUUCGAUCACCAUCGUCACCCCCCCCCCCCCGGUUAAUCGCCGGCGGAAAGCGAGGCGGGGAGAGGGGGAACUACCGGUCCCGAGGAGCCGAGCAGCACUCGGUGUCUCUCCCUCCGCCCCUUCCACUUUCCUAUGGAGCGGCUCGAUUUCAGGACAACCUGCUGCUCGCGAUGCCCAAGUCGAAUAAAGAGGGCGGUGGAGGGUUGCCCCUGCCGCCCGGCUGGGAGGAGGCUACGGAUUACGAUGGCAAGCUGUACUACAUCGACCACAACACCAAGCAGACCAGCUGGGUGGAUCCGCGCGACAGGUGGACCAAGCCCCUUUCAUUUGGUGAUUGUGUAGGAGAUGAAUUACCAUUAGGCUGGGAAGAAGCAUUAGAUGCACAAAUUGGAGUUUAUUACAUUGAUCACAAUACACAGACAACGCAGGUGGAGGAUCCUCGGGCUCAGUGGCGAAGAGAACAGCAAUGCAUGUUGAAGGACUAUCUGGUAGUCGCUCAGGAUGCACUGACUGCGCAGAAGGAAAUCUACCAAGUGAAGCAACAGAGAUUAGAAUUAGCUCAACAUGAAUACAAGCAGUUAUAUGACGUUUGGAAAGAUAAAUCUAGUUCCCAGACCAGCUUAUUCUCAAGCUCUUCGUCUAGUACUAAGUAUGAUCCAGACAUUCUCAAAGCUGAAAUUUCAACAACCAAAUCAAGAGUGAAUAAAUUGAAGAGUGAGCUGACUUAUAUGAGACAUGAACUGCAGUAUAAAGAGCAAGGAUUUGAAACUCUUAAAGCAAUUGAUCUAAAGAUGUCAGGAACACGAGGAGGAUACAAACUUGAUGAAGCAAAGGCGAUUGUGAAUGAAAUGAAAACCAUUAAAAAAGCUAUUAGCUCAGGAGAGAAGGAAAAAAGAGACCUCAUUCAGUGCCUGGCCAGAUUUAGAGACAGUUUCCGACUUCAAACAGAGUUUCAAUCUGAUCUCUGCAAUAGUCAUUCCUCACUAGUAAAUUCAAAGCAAUCUGUUACCCGGCACUGUUCAGAUGCUGGAUCCCAGACAGAUAUCUCAGGAGAAUUUGUUUGUGGUAGAAACACCAAAUUGGCUGACAAGGUGAGGCUUAGCCUGCAAUAUGAAGAAUCAAAGAGAAGGAUUUCAAACAUCAAAAUUGAGCUGGCUAAACUCACUAGUGAGACAUGGCCUGGAGUACUGGAUGCAGAGCGAGACAGACUUAUAUUGAUUAAUGAGAAAGAAGAGCUAUUGAAGGAACUGCAGUUUAUAAACCCUCGCAAAUGGGUACCCAGUGAGGUGGAGCGGCUGGAAAUGGAACGAAAGCAACUGGCAGAGGACCUACAGGUAGCAAGAGAUACACAAAGCAAAGCACUCACAGAAAGAUUAAAAAUGCACAGCAGGAGGAACUACUUGUUGAGGGAGUUAGAAGACGCAACACGCUUAGCAUCAAUAUUACACUCACAACUUCAAAGUCUUUCAACCAGCACUCUUUCAUUAUCGUCUGGUAGCAGCAAAGGGUCAUUGACGUCCAGCCAUGGAUCUCUUGGUGCAUCUAGCCUCGAAUCUUCAAGUUCUGACCUGUACUAUGAUCUUCUGGAACAAACAGUAGACUUAGACUAUCAGUAUAAGUUAGAUAUAUUACUUCAAGAGGAUACCUCAAACAUUAGACCUGCAAGUUCUAUAACCACCAUACAUGAAAAUGAGGUGGCAAAUACUCAUAACUGUUUCUCACACAUCGAUUCUUAUGGAAAUCUAAGCAAGGUUCACACAGGGAGAUGUUUGUCUGAGACACCCAGGUCUCUAGCUUCACUGAGCCCAAGGUCAUCGUUAUCCUCCUUAUCACCACCUGGUUCUCCUGUGGUUAAAGAUAACCAGUUUUUGAUAUCUUCGGGGGAAUCUCUUUCAAUGCAUGCCAAUACAGACUUUGAAGAAACAGAGCUGCAAGAAACAAUUGCUAAAUUUAAUAUGUACACUGAGAAUGAUAACCAGAUUCCUUCAAAAUCUGUGCCUCCAGAUGCAGUCUUUUUACCUUGUUUAAAUUUGGAAACUGAGAACAAGUCUGAACCUGGACCAUUUAGUAAUUCAUCAAACGUACAGUCUGAAGUGACUGGAACUUCUGCUAAAUCUGAUGAAAGAAUAGAAGAUGCCAGCACUCAAACAGAAAUGACUGGAGCAGUUCUGCAUCCCAAAAUUGCUUGUGUUUCAGCAGCAGUAUCAGACGAGUCAGUAGCAGGUGAUAGUGGAGUAUAUGAAGCUGUGAAAAGGUUAUGUGAGACAGAGGAUGCACUUUUUGAGGAUGAAAUAGAAGCACUGGGUGCUUCCAGACUCCAGAUAGGAAUGAAGUAUGAUGAUAAAAGCAAAAGAUUUGCAGUAUUUAUUAUUCAGUUGAGCAAUCCAGCAGCACUCAUAAUACCACAGAACCAGACUAUAUAUAUCCGAGUGGCUGUGCUUCCAUGCUCUGAAAAUGCAAGUUGUCUCUUCCGCACCAAGGCUCUAGUUACUGCUGAAAGUGUGAUGUACAAUGAAGUUUUUUGGGUCACUAUUUCCUUUUCUGCGUUGCGUCAGAAGACUCUGCGAGUUGAUGUUUGUUCUGUGGAUAAAUCUCACCGGGAGGAGUGUUUGGGUGGUGCUCAGAUCAGCUUGGCAAAUGUGAAUAGAUCUGGAGAGAAAUCAACACACUGGUAUAACCUCCUUAAUCACCAUUAUCUACAAGAGCAAAACAUAAAGCAUCAUGCACAAGAUGAAGCUGUUCUUCAAUCAGAUACUAAUCACAGUACAAGAGAAAAAAAGUCUGUGUGUACACUUCUGGAACAAACAACUUCAGAAUUGGAGGCAGUUGAACAAAGUCCAGAAAACAACAGAAAUGUAUCAAGUAUUGAAGACGAAUGGCAACCAGUACGGGAAAGUGACUUUGGAAAGAAAGGAGCAGCUGACAAUGAAGAUCAAGAAGUGGACAGUGAAGGAGUUCCUUGGGAAAAUGAAAACUAUGUUGAUACUGCCAGCGAACAGACUGGCAGUUGGUCAACGGUCACAGCAGUAACUUCAGUGAAGGUUGAUAAGGAGACCAGCACAGAGGAGACUGUGGCAACAACUUCUGCAGUGCGUCCAAAAGAUAGAAGAGUUCCUAAUACUCAGCAGAGCCCAUUUGUGAGAAGCAAUGCUAUUAUUCGUUCAAAAACUUUCUCUCCAGGUGCACAGAAUUCCUACGUAUGCCGGCUAAAUCGAAGUGACAGUGACAGCUCAACAUUGUCCAAGAGGUCUCCAUUUGUUCGUAAUGCCAUGGAACGCCGUAGUUUGCGAAUGAAAAUGCCUUCAAUCAGAAGAGUGGGAUCAGAAAGACUCGUGCGGACCUCUUUAGAUUUGGAGUUGGAUCUGCAGGCUUCAAGAACCAGAAAGAACAGAUUAUCUCAAGAACUGGAUAUCUUGCGGGAAUUGAAACAGCAAAUUGAUGAGGCCAAGUCCAGAGGAGAGACAGAACUGCCUCAAUGGGUAAAGGAGGAUGAGCGAUUUCAAGCCUUGCUGAAGCAAAUUGAAAAACAGGCAGAGCAAACAAAAGAACAACAAAAACAGGAGAAUAAGGUUCAAAGACUUAUGAAGAAAACGUCUAAAGAGGUACACAAAUUACGAGAACAGAGUCAGAAAGAGCCCCUGGAGAUGCAGUCAUUCUGGGAGAAGAUGGCAUUUUUUACACGAGGGAGAGGAGGUUUCCCUCCAUUACCUGCUGAUGAUGUGUGAUCAUUAAAAAUGUUUUUGAAUUCUUUGCAGUAAUCAGCCUUGCUGCUGAAUUCUUAACAUGAUUUAAUUAUUUUGUUCGUUGUGGAGGUACAAAUAUAUUUUGUAAAUUUUAGAAAUCAACAAGGUAAUUACAUUGUUUGAAUGUAUACAAAAUCUACACUUUGAUUAUAUGCUUAACUUCUACAGAGAAAAUGUAGCAUACAUUAAUGCUAAAACCAAUUUGUACAGUUUAUAUUUCAGUCAUUUUUUAAUGAAAUGAAGAUAAAACAUCACUGAGAACAAAUUAGUUGAUAAUGCAUUUAUUCUAAAGGAAAUGUUGCUUUCGGGUUAUUGUACAGUAAUUAGUUUUAUAAAAGUUAAAUUUACAUAGAUUGAAGCACCAAUUAGAAACUGUGACUAAAUAAUGUUCAGUAUUGUGUGUGAUGUCACUAUUUUGAGGUACCUAAACAGAAGCUUUAUAUUCUUCUAUUAAAAUAGUCUGUUAUAUUGAAAAAAAGCCCCCUUUUUCUCCUCUAUAUAUUUAUAAGACCCUGGAAAACUUAACUUUGGAAUUAAUCUAAUGUAGUUUUUAAAAAUGUACUGUAUUUGUGUUCAAGUUAAACAAUCUUUAUUUGAUAAAUUUAGUUUUAACACUGGCUAUAUUUUAGGACCAGAAAAAUGAGAAUUUAAUUUUCAUGAGUGCUGUUUGUAUUAUGAAAUAUGUUCAUACUGCUUUCUUGCUGCUGAAACUGGGAACAAUUGCAAGACUCAACAAAAAAAGUUAAAUAUUUUGAGCCAGUGCCAAUUUGAACUGCAAUAUAUGACAUCAAGUACCUCUCCAGAGAUUGAAUAAUGCUCUUUGCCAAUAGUUACAGAUGACUUAACAAUACAGAUUUAUCAAAUAUCAACAUGAAUCCCUUUCCUUUAGAUGUAGACCUUGAUUUUAGAUAGAUUAUGCUUCAUACUCAUCUGCUGUAAGUUGUGGCUUUAUUCUGUUUAGAAAUUUGAUCCAUACACUAUAACAAUGAUGCACUGAUUCUUUGUUUCUAUUUUUCAUACCAAUGAUUUUAAUUAUCUUUAUGAUAUAUAGCAUAACAAAGUGUGAUUAUUAAGGAGUCACUACAUCAUACUAUAACAUUAGCUGAACAUUAGGUCCAAAGAUCAUACAUAUUCAAGGAUUUGCAGUCUGCUAACAAACUGCGUCCUAAUAUCAUCCAUGAUUUAGAAAUAAGUGUGAUUGCAGUCUUUCCUUCAUGAUAUCAAAAGACUUUUAAAUUGUUGGACAAUGUGAAGGACCAGGGUAAGCAUAAAACUGGGAGAGCAGGUAAAAGUGAAAAAAAUAGGGGUUUUAUUUACCUGAAAUGUUUAUAAACUCAACAGAACUGUUCCAGAGUCCAAACUUGAAUCAGCUGAGCAGAACUGGGUUACAACAACAUAAUAAAGUACUCCUCAAACCAAGAGACACCCCUCAUCUCCUGACUGUGGGUUUAUAUUUGAUGCUGGCCAGUCCAUAGUAAAUUGCAGAGGAGAGAAAACAUUCCUGUCCUUAAAAAAAUACAGCAUAAAUGAAGCAGCUCCAGAUAACACCCCUCUGGCUGUAGCAGCAUGGCACAAACCAAUUAGCCAGCCCCAUCUACUAAGGCUGGUGUAAUGCAACAGCUCAGUUGUUUACCAGCUUAUCAGGAGGAUGGUUGGCUACAGGACACUUUAGUAUGCACAGUUGAUGGUGCAGCUGCCACAGACAAUAUUCAGCUUUUGGCUGUUGUCAAGCAGAUCCAUAGGUCUAACUGUUAAGGCCAUCAAUAGGUGGAAGGUAAUGCACCCUCAAGAGGGCUGUUCAGCCUAAUUGCCCACCUUUUUAGUUACAUUCCCUCCAAAGAUGCACUUGUGGCUUCUGUUACCUGUACACCCACACUUCGAACUAAUUUAAAUUUAAUUCAAAUUACAUCUUUUUUUUUAAUAGGUUCUCUCUAAAAAGGGAUAGUGAAUUAGAAAUUCCAUCACAUACUGCAUAGUUUAUAUACUACAAAAUAUGUGGAGGCUUAGAAACAAUCAAUUAAAUCAGCACUCUAUGUGCUGUUACGUACCCUGUAACUGGGUGUCUUACCACCAAAGAUAGAAAUGUCCGUUGGAAUCCGGUACUAUUUUCAAAACAGUGUUUAUUAGUAAAAAUAUACAAAUCAAUAUCAACAAUGCAAAUAUACAGACAAUACACGUUAGCAAUACUAAACCUAAAAGUGUGGGUAUAAUAAUAAUCAAUAAUAAACAAGCUCUAUCGAUGUCUAGGGGAUAAGGAAUUAUCAUGGGAAAGUAUAAAGUUCAGUUCAUGUAGGCUGAGGUAGUUGUUGGUUCUUUUGUUGUAACCGUUGGAGGGGGAGAGAGCGAGAGAGAGAGAAAGGGCGAGCAAACAGUGACAGCUACAGUCAUUCAAACCUUCCUUUCUUGAUCCGUCGAUGUGUUGUUGUGGCCAUUCAGGUAUGACCCCUCUGUCCUUUAGCUAGACCGUUCUUCCAUGGCGGACUCGUCGUCCAGGCAAGGGUGGACGCACACACAAACCCCAACGGCCUCGCUAUAAACACUGUGAGCUAAAAUUGACCGAUCCAUCGUUCGGUCUCCGAUGCCCCACACUUUUCUCGUGGGUUCCAACACUUAAACAGUGAUCACUGGUGUGUCUGAGGGGUGUCUCUCCAGACCUCACUUUUAUCCCUACUCACGGGGUCUCAGGUGUCAAUCAGUUUUGAAUGGCUUAGUCCAUCAAACCAGCCCACUCCGGCUGUCCACUGAGGAAUUUUAAUAAACAGAAUAGUACCAAGUAAACAGCCCUCUCCGGAGCCGUGAGUCUUACAGGAGUCAUAAUAUGGUCUCUCUCCCCCGGUGUUAUCAGCAGCAGAUGUUCCAGUCCCAGUAUGUUUUUGUUCCAUCUCUUUCUCUCUCAUUAGCAUCCUGGCAACAGUAACGGUUUGUAGUUCUCCCAGGGGAGGGGGACAUGGGCAACUCUGUACCCUUCUGCCCAUCAGAGUUGAUCAUCCUUCGUAACAGUGCAUUCAGUGGGAAUUUUUCACUCUCCCCUGUGAAUAUGAUAUGUUUACUUUAAAAGUCCACUCAAUGCAUUAGUAGUGUUGUUAUUCUGUAAGCAAUGUAUUUUUGGUGCUCUGAAGAAAUUUAUUUGGCCCACAACUGCAAGAGCAGUCCAAAGUAGGAGGGAGAAGACCUUUUUUUAGCUAAGAUUAUACAGUCUUCUUUACCUGAGCCAGUGCAUGUAAAAUCUUCUGUCCUUGACAGAGGCCCUUCAUCGUACUCUUGCGCACGAUGCCUCAUAUGUUGUGCCCAUAGGCUAACAGGUCCUCUGUUUUCAAAUUGAAAAGCUAUGGCCGACAAUUGGAAAUUAGUACUAAUCCAUUUUUGUUGCUGACUUGUUUCCUCUUACUGGUGUUUAAAAAGAGCCACGAGUUUGUGCAUAUAUAAUAAUUAAACCCUUUAUUGGUAUUAGCACCAUUAGUCUAUUAUGCUAUACUAUUCUAUGUGCUUACUAAAAAUAAUGAAUUAAUAGAUUCAUUCUUUUAAUCAUGAUAUAUGUAUUUAAUCAAAAAACAGCCACAUAUAGAAAAUACAAACUUUAGUCUACAAAUCCGUCACUUCUUAAAAUGAAUUUAGUCAAUUCAGUAAAGUUGACAAAACUAUAUUUGCCAUGAUUUGUAUCCGUGACUUGAGAGAUUAGAAUUUGCAGUUAUAAGGAGGUACAUGCUGACAUAAUGUAGCAGCUAUCCCAGGUUCAUUGCAGGAAGACUGCAUCCAAUUAUCUUUCUAUUACUAAUAUUCCAAGUUAAUUUUGUGACCAUUAAAUUUUAAUUCUUUUUCUCAGUAAACAAUGAUUACAACUAGGAGAGCUCAAUUUUUUAAGUAAGUAUUAAAUUGGAAGAGUUUGUUUGGUACCUUGUUUCUUGACCACCAAACAAAUCAAAAGGAGUCCAAUCCUUGGAAUUGUGCAUGUUCUGUGAACUGGUUGGUUUAGUGUUUAAGCUAUACAGUAUGUCAUGACUUGGUUUGCAAAAAUACUGCUGCUUUAAGUGAGCCAAUUUCUUUGAAAUGCAAAAUGCCUUUUCAUUUUAUAUGUAACUAAUUUCUAUUCAGUAAAUAGAGAAAUAUACAUGUUAUACUUGAGAUUGUACUCUCCUGUAUUAGUUAUUUGCAUUCCCCCUUCAUUUCUAAAUUUCAUUCACCUUUCAUUGGCAUUCCAGAUAUAGUGUAUUUACCAAAGAUCCAGUCUGAGUGUCUUCUUUGAACUGGACAUUUAAUAACAUUAGUCAAUACCACUGGGUUACGAAUUUUUUAUUGCCCGAUUAAUUGGAACAUCUCUUUUGACAUGAUUAUUUCUUGCUCUUGGGUGUCGAGGCAAGAUAGAAAAUCAAUGAAAGUAAAUCUUUCUUGUUCAAAGUUUGCUCGGGAGGUAUUUUGGUAUAUUACUGCUGCCGAUUUGCUUCAUAGCAUUUUAUUGGAAAGGGUUUAACAAGAAGAAAAAAGUGUUUUUAAUAAAUUCAUUUUCAUUAUUUGUGUUAAAAACGCACCAGAUUGGUUAGAUUUUGAAUAGUGGAACCAUUUCAUAGUUAUAGUUCAAUGAAGCAAAAAAAUAAAAAGAGUAUAAAUGCAAAGUUGUCUUUGAGCAUGUGUAAUAUCAGAUUAUGGGCCACAUCAGUUUUGUAAUAGUUACAGGAGGCAGUAUCUGAGCAAAACUUAAGUUAAAUUAUUUUGUAAUUUAUUUCAUACGAAUGAAUAUUGCUUCACUAUAUAUUUAUUUAUGAGCUAAUACUUAACAAAAGGCUACAUACAAGUUCAGAAACAGAGUUGCGGAGGUGCACAGUAGGAAUGAGAAGGAAAUAUAUAAAAUAACCUGACUGAUAUACAGAACUGUAAUACCUGCUCAUAUUAAAUCUGCUCUUUGUUUCAGCAAAUAAUCAUUGCAUAAAACUUAAUUCUUGGAUUUGCUAAAUGGAUAAUCCUCUCCUUACCAUUUAUGUGCAUGCGUCAGCACAUAAACAACUGAAAACGUAAAAUAUUUGCCAUUUUAAAAAAAAUUGAGCUCUCUUGAAAUUUGAAUGUCAAAGGCUGCUGUUUAAUUUUAUUACUUUCUGAUAUACACAGAAUAGCAAUAUUGUGUGUAGUUUUUAGUUAUUGUUUAUUUAUUGUCCAAAAUGUGAAUUUGUUUAGAGCUUAACCUUUAUGACUAGAGAAGGGCAGAAGGGGGCUAGAAUUAUGCAACUUUUUUUUCACGACCUCAGAUUUAACAGAAGUAGCUCCAAUAUUUGAAAAGAAUUCUCUGCCUUAGAGAUUUUGUUGAUGGUCAGAUUUGUUGCUUCUGGGACUUGUACAGUAAAAAUGUGCAGAUAUGUACAUUCCACCUUCAUGAAAAAAUUGAGAUUGCAUCACAUCAGUACCUUUUAUAGUUUUACACUGAUUUCUGACUCAAGCUACAAUCAUUCCAUUUUCUUGAUGAAAUGGGAUUACCAGAGAAUAUAGGCAUUGAAAUUUCAGUUAAUGUUGAGUUAAGUUUUGUCUACAGUGGGCAAGUACUUUGACCAACCUGCCAACAACAAUCUGAUUUGCUUAAGUGUAGUAUCACCUGAUGAUGUAGGAAUAUUAUUGCUCAAGUUCUUGUAGUUACUCUGUAUGAUUUUCUUUAGUGAAAUUGUUAAAUAUUUGAGUUGUCUUGAUAUCUUUUCAAAUUAGCACUUUAAAAAAGAUGCACACACUCAUGUAUACAAUCUCCCAACCUAUUUCUCCAAAAUAUUCCAGAGCACUUCAUUUCCAAGUAUUUAUUUUUGGAAAAAGUCAUGAAAAUUAUGUAGGCCUUUCAAUCGAAUUGAUACAAUGCAAUGCAUUUUUUUCUUUCAUCUUCUUUCAUGUGCCUCUCAGUUUAAUUUUCAAUUUCUUUAUUCCUAGUUUGUUGAUGGAGCUUCCCUUAAAUGCAUUUACAGCUUUCCUCAGUCUCUCAUGGUGCCAUGCACCACUUUUUAAACACAUCAGUCAAUCCUAUUAAUCUAAUUCAACUCAGUGAUAUCAGGGACACUACAAAUACUCCUUAAAUAUUAAAGAACAAGUUUUUAACACCAUGAAAAUCAGGAUAAUAAAUUGAUGUGAUAUUUAAUGCAUUUAAGCUCCUAAAUUAUUCAGCUGCAACAACUAACAAAAAUAAUGAGCCUUGUUUCUAAAUUCAGCCUAUAACAGCAACUUUACCCACAUUUAAUCUUUAUCAAUUGUUUAAAAUUCUUGACCACAACUUCAAUCUGUCCAAUUUCAAUGGAUUUUAAAAGGCAAUAAUGGGACAACUCUUUUGAUUAUAUCCUUAAGCUACUAUUCUGUAAUCAAUUUUCAUCAAACAUUAAUGUUUCAAUUGCAGAAUAAACACUGGGACAUAAUCAAAGUUCUAUUGCUUAUGGUUUUUACUUUUAUAUUUCCUUCAAAUUUUGUCCUCACCAUCAUAUUAUUGAUAUUACAUUCUUACAAAGAAGAAUGUGUUUAAUUACCCUUAAGUAGAUUGAGGGUUCUAUUAUGAACUACAAGUGUUUGUCUUGAUCUGAUUUUUAAUAAUUUUCCAUGCAUUUCAGUUGCAUGUGACAAUAUACAAGUGGAGCAUAGGCAUGCUACCAGGAAAUUACCUUCUUGCCAGAUUGAUUUUAAUGUAUUGUUUUAUGUGGAAUCAAUUAAUCCAAAGGAGUAACAUCAUUGAUGAUUUUACGAGUAUAUAGGGCUAACAUUUGUUAGCUAAUCAAUGCUCAUUUCAUGUUUUUCUAUUGAUAACAUUUUACAGAACUUUUUGAUACAAUUGUCAAGUUAAAAAAAUGUGAGAUCUAGAAGUAUUGCUGUUAUGAUAGUUGUACCACUUGUGCAAAAACUUCUUUAAACAUGGCAAGGGAAUGCCACUAAUGGUGAAAUUUAUUGCAGCUGCACCUUUAUAGUACUUGCAUUAGAGAAUUUUUGUUGUGAAUAGUUGACUACUUUCCCAAGUUAUAGUGUUAUUUCAGAACGUAACAGUGAGGAACUGUUUGGCUGAGCUAUUGGAUCAUGUACAGCUACAUUUCCUUGCUCAGAAGAACUGAAAGGCCAUUGAAAAUGAGUUAAGAGGCAAGAUAAGAGCUCAGUGUUUUAUUGUCGAGAGACAAAAUAGUUAUGUCCAUCAUCACCAAGAGUGGCUCCCAUGAUACUUACACUUGCCCUUCUUAAUACUGAAGAUUAGUGCAUUGAAAUUGUGAACUGAAUGUAUUUUGGCAGCUGUUUCCCCAUCAGGGAAAGAAAAAUUUCUUCACUUGUUUCUGUGCUUGAUGUUUGGGAUAUUCCAUACCUAGACUUGUUUAAUCUAAAGCAUUUGGUCAUGAUUUUCAGUAUUCAUACUGCACAAAUAAUCAUAAACUGCUUGGUUUGUGUGACAAUCAUAUAUCUUGAAUCAAUGUUUCCUCUUACAACUCCAAAGAAUAUGUUGACCAUGUUCUAUUUCCUUAUUCCUUUUGAUAGAAAUUCACAAUUUGUUGCAGUUGAAGAUUUUUUUAAAAACAAAGAGAAAGAAUUUUAAGUUGGCAUCCUGUUUUUCUGAUUAGUGAUUCAAUAUCCUUUAAAUUAAUCAUUAUUUAUGGUCAGAUGAAAAUUCAGGUUUCUCUCAUCUAGCUUUUAGAAGUUUGCACUAAAUGGCCUGAAAGGUGUCUCUGUGCCACACAACCAGCAAAAAAUGACCAGCAUUUUAAUCAUGACCAAACCUUUAGGUCUGUAAAUAAGUGUAGCUUACCUUCCAUUAAUAUGAUACUACAUUUAAAUGAUGUCUGUUGUUUUCAAUUUUGUUCUUUAUCAAUUCAUUGAUUUAAAAUAAAUAUGUAUUUUAGGAAAAA
Molecule: messenger RNA, 12554 nt
Organism: Hypanus sabinus (Atlantic stingray)
Lineage: Eukaryota; Metazoa; Chordata; Chondrichthyes; Myliobatiformes; Dasyatidae
Gene: wwc1
Product: WW and C2 domain containing 1
Exons: 23
Coding region: 1147-4701 (1184 amino acids)
Biological process (GO): cell migration; regulation of DNA-templated transcription; negative regulation of organ growth
Cellular component (GO): cytoplasm
Molecular function (GO): molecular adaptor activity; kinase binding
Source: RefSeq, a predicted model, not a curated record